This is a messenger RNA of Leishmania braziliensis MHOM/BR/75/M2904, 1110 nucleotides long. The record is from the annotation of a RefSeq genome assembly. NCBI's taxonomy places the organism in Eukaryota, Euglenozoa, Kinetoplastea, Trypanosomatida, Trypanosomatidae.
AUGCGCGUUCAAGACUACUGGGGCCGCUGCGGCACGCUGCGUUGGAUGGGGAAGCUCGAUAAAGACAAUGCGCUUAACAAGGAGACAGGUAAGCUCUUCGGUAUUGAGUACGACGACGAGAGUGCGAAUCCGGUGCGCAGCGACGGCACAUGGAACGGCCGCAAGUACUUCGAGUGCGAACCUCGUAAGGGCCUUCUUGUGAAGGUAGGUGAGGUCUAUCCCGAGAUCAUCACCGAGCAGGUGGCGAUGCUGCGGGAGUGCUUUGGCGAGCGUGUCGCAACAUGGCACGACUUUGAGCUGGCGAAAUUCUGCAUUGCACGCUGAUUCGACAUGGGAAAGGUCUAUGGGAUGAUAGAGAGGCAUCUGCAGUGGCGGGAGAGCUUCCGGCCGUGCGCUGACGAGUACUUCCCCCAGACGAUUUGCGAGGACUCUCCGUGUGACUACACAGGCACCACCGACUAUGACGAAAACCUCAUUUACUGCGAGCGUCCCGGUAAUGGCGGCCGCUGCCAACCGCCCGAUUUUGUGCGUAAGUACUCGCUGCGCGUAAUUGCGCGGUGGCACUCGUGCGUUGCCGAAAUGGGCAUUGUGCGCAUGCGUGCCACGGGCUACCGCUCCAAGCGAGUGUGCUACAUUGUGGAUCUUCUGAACGUGAAGGCUGUGUCGCGUUCGAUGAUCAACUUUGCUCAGACGCUGGCGACGGUGGAGCAGGAGAACUACCCUGAGAAUCUCAGGUGUGUCUUCAUCGUGAACUGUCCCGCGUUUUUCUGCUUUGCGUGGAAGCUGCUGAAGGUUUUCAUAGACGAGCGCACCAACAAGAAGACUAAUUUCUGCCCCCCGAACAAAGAAGUGGAUGUGAUGCUACCGGUGAUGCGGAAGGAAGACAUUCCGAACUUCUGCGGCGGGUCCAGUAACAAGUGGAUGGAGACGGCCAACGGAAUCAUCGGCUCAACGAAUCCGAAUAAGGUAUACAAGGAUGAGGGCUACAGAAUACCAUACGUAACAUGCGGCGAGCUGAAGGGAAUGCAGUCGCGAGCCGAGAAUGAAAUCUCUCUAGGGAGCCUCAACGAAGCUGUGACGCUGGCAGCCACGCGCUCGAUCGGGGCCUGA